Molecule: messenger RNA, 2756 nt
Organism: Anguilla anguilla (European eel)
Lineage: Eukaryota; Metazoa; Chordata; Actinopteri; Anguilliformes; Anguillidae
Product: gap junction gamma-1 protein-like
Exons: 2
Coding region: 711-2120 (469 amino acids)
Biological process (GO): cell communication
Cellular component (GO): connexin complex
Source: RefSeq, a predicted model, not a curated record
ACUGAGCAUCCUCUGACGGAGGCAAGCGUACGGCAGAAAUUCUAUAAAAUUUGGAGUACUUUGUGUCGAAGACAAUUGGACAGGAAGGAAGAACAGAAAAUCUGAACAGAUUUUUAAAAAAUGUGGAGCUGUACAGCGGAAGGCAUGCUGCCGAAGAGACGACAUAUAGACUUUCUUGGCAAGCAUGGUUAUUUUGUUUUAUGUUAAUGGAGAAACAUGAACAAAGGAUGAACGCGCUGAACGUGGAGUUUUUUAACACGGGGUGACAAAAUCCUAUUUCACUCCGGAGCCACAAACUAACACUCAUUUUUGGAAUAAUAAACACGGAUUGCCUUGCCCAGAUCGAACAAAAGGAAAUCGCUUGCUCGCUGAGGUUAGCAAGAAAGUAUAAUUAUAACGUUAGGGGUGUGUAUUGUGUCUUAAUCUGAGAAUAUGCUUCGAGCCGGCGAUGGGGGAUAAGUGAUGUUAUCCGCGGAACCCCACUUUUCAAGAAUGAAGUGAUUGCCUAUUUCGGUAAAACAUUUUUUGUCUGUCGUCUGAAAAAUAUACCCGAAGUGGACAACUUCGGACUUAGAUAGCCAAAGCCUUGGAGGAAUAAGUGAACGGAAACCUCCCAUUGAUUGACUACACUUGGAGCUUCACAGACUCGCGUUGCGAGUCUGUGAGCCGGAGAGAGCGGGACGCUGCCGACCCCCCCGAGCGCCGACGCCAUGAGCUGGAGCUUCCUCACCCGGCUCCUGGAGGAGAUCCACAACCACUCCACCUUCGUGGGGAAGCUGUGGCUGACGGUGCUCAUCGUCUUCCGCAUCGUGCUGACGGCGGUGGGCGGGGAGUCCAUCUACUACGAUGAGCAGAGCAAGUUCGUCUGCAACUCGGGCCAGCCGGGCUGCGAGAACGUGUGCUACGACGCCUUCGCCCCGCUCUCGCACGUCCGCUUCUGGGUCUUCCAGAUCAUCCUGGUGGCCAUGCCCUCGCUCAUCUACCUGGGCUACGCCAUCAACAAGAUCGCCCGGCUGGAGGAGGGGGGCGGAGCCUGCCAGCCGGGGGCGGGGCCCCCGGGAUUCACCCACAGGAGACCCCGCAAGAUAUUCUUCGGUGGGCGGGGCCAGGGGAGGGGCGUGUCCGAGGAGGCGGAGGAGGACCAGGAGGACGACCCCAUGAUCUACGAGGUGCCCGAGAUGGAGGGGCGGAUGGAGAUGGCCCCGCCCCGGCGGAGGACGAAGGCGCGUCACGACGGGCGGCGGCGUAUCCGUGCCGACGGGCUGAUGCGGGUGUACGUGGCGCAGCUGCUGACGCGCACGGCCCUGGAGGCGGGGUUCCUGGCCGGGCAGUACGCCCUGUACGGGCUGGCCGUGCCGUCCGUCUUCGUCUGCUCCGACCCGCCCUGCCCGCACCGCGUGGACUGCUUCGUCUCGCGGCCCACGGAGAAGACCAUCUUCCUGCGCAUCAUGUACAGCGUCACCCUGCUCUGCCUGGCGCUCGACCUGUGGGAGAUGCUGCACCUGGGGGCGGGCACCCUCUGUGACAUCAUACGCCGCCGUCGGAGCCCGCCCCCCGAGGACGAGUACCAGCUGGGCUCGCUGGGGCCCGGGGUGGGGGCGGGAGUGGGCGGGGCUGGUGGCCCCGCCGGCGAGGACGAGAGCGGGGGAGGGGUGCCGGGCGGGGACUACGGCAGCUACCCCUUCUCUUGGAACACCCCCCUGGCCCCGCCCGGCUACAACAUCGCGGUGAAGCCCGAGCAGCCGCCGUACGCAGACCUGAGCAACGGCAAGAUGGCCUGCCGGCAGAACCGGGCCAACAUCGCCCAGGAGGAGCAGCAGCAGUUCGGCAGCAACGAGGAGAACUUCCCCAUGGGGGAGACGCGCGUCUCCCUGCAGAAGGAGGUCCAGGAGGCGCAGGACCAGCUGGAGGCGGCGCUCCAGGCCUACAGCCGGCAGCACGAGGACGGGGAGAAGCCUCAGAGCAACGUGGCGCUCCCGCACCGCGAGCGGAAACACCGCGAGCGGAAGCAGCGCUCCGGAUCCAAACACAGCAGCGCCAAGAGCAGGGAGGACUCCAGCACCAGCAGCGUCAGCAGCAACAGCAAGUCCGCAGAGACCAAGCCCUCUGUGUGGAUCUGAGCUCUAACACUGAGGGGCGCAAGAGCUGCAGCUCUGUGAGAAUCACUCACACACACUCACACGCAUACACACACUCACACACACACACACACACACACACACACAUUGUCACACACCAGCAUGACACCCCUGGGAGGGAUAUGUGGCAGAGCCGGGAAGUACCGUUGGUUGUCGCAUUGAGAGAGAGAGAGAGAGCGCACCCACACAAACAUGAAAUCAAAUAAACAGACACCUACCACCCGUCCCCCUCACGGGUUCCGGGCAAAAACAAUAAACUAAAACAACAAGCUAAAAUAACAAAGACCACUUUCCCGUGCGCCGCCCGUAGCUGGCCCGCUUCCCAGCUGGCGCCAGCUCCUCCCGCAUCCCAGCUGAGGAUCACUUCCUUUGGUCUUUCCUUUUUGCCUGAACCAAGCUCCAGAAUAAAACAAAGCUAAAAUCGUAAACGUGCUCUCGGUGUGAGGUCCCGGUCUCGGCCCCAAACUGUGGAGAGCAGCACACCUUUAUGCACCUGGGCUGAUUAGCCAACGCAACCCAGGUGCGUGUGCUCUCUUCACCAAUCCGUUUCUUCGGUGGACAGAAUGUCACACACAUACUUACAGGCGCACGCACACACACAUAUAUACACACGUGCAC